UUUUUAUGCAACUACGUAAUUUGUAAUUACAUAAAGCAAAUUGGAGCUAACCAUUAAUUGACUAGAUUAUUUUGUAUAUAUAUAUACAAAUGAUAUAAAAGACGCAAUUAUUUGUGGAUCAUUUAUAAAUUAACACGAUUUUUCGUGAUCUCAUGUAGUGACAACUGACUAAAUAGUACAAGAACUUUGCCCCACUUCUAUACCUACAUUGUAUUGAAUCGGUCCGUGAGUCUGAAAGUUUUAGUUCUAUCGUUUCAAACGUGGAAACAUUCUCUCUCGUUUGUCUUUUAAAUAUCUGUUGGUUUCAAUUAACCUCAGAAUGCUGCGAAUUGCAAAUUUUGUUACUAAAAAACCCCGAAGAUUUUUGCAGAUCAUCGACUCAAAUGUCAAAUGUUUAGCGACACAAGCAGCUGUGAAAAAUGCAUCAGAAGAAAAAACAGAAAAGGGGGCAGCAACAAAAGAAUCUCAAUCCUUUACUAUGAAUAGUUUUCGAGGUCAGUUGCAAUCUAGCCAAGUAUUUCCUUUCCCAGAACCAUUAACUGAAGAGGAAACUGAUACAUUAAAACUUUUAAUUGAUCCCAUGGAAAAAUUUUAUGAGGAAAUUAAUGAUCCGAUGAAAAAUGAUGAAAACGAAUUCAUAGAUGAAAAAACCAUGGCUGCAAUGUGGGAAAUGGGUGCGUUUUCUCUUCAAGUCCCACAAGAAUAUGGAGGUUUAGGAUUAAAUAACACUCAAUAUUGCAGAUGUGUAGAAAUUUGUGGGUACCAUGAUUUAGGUGUUGGUAUUACUUUAGGAGGACAUCAAAGUAUAGGUUUUAAGGGUAUACUUUUAUUUGGUACACCAGACCAGAAACAAAAAUAUCUUCCAAGAGUAUGUAAUGGAGAUGUGGCAGCAUUUUGUUUGACCGAACCAAGUUGUGGUUCAGAUGCUGGUUCGAUUCAUUCUCGAGCAGUCAAAUCUGAAGAUGGAUCACAUUAUAUAUUAAAUGGAAGCAAAAUCUGGAUAACAAAUGGCGGUAUAGCAGAAAUAAUGACAGUGUUUGCACAAGUUCCUGUAAAAGAUCCGAUUACUGGAAAAACAAAAGAUAAAGUUACUGGAUUUAUUGUUGAAAGAUCAUUUGGUGGUGUAACAAGUGGAAAGCCAGAAAAGAAGAUGGGUAUUAAAUGUAGUAAUACUGCUGAAAUACAUUUCGAUAAUGUUAAAAUACCCGCAGAAAAUGUGUUAAGCAAAGAAGGUCAAGGUUUUAAGGUUGCAAUGACUAUUUUAAACAAUGGUCGAUUUGGUAUGGUGUCUGCUCUUUCUGGUACCAUGCGUUACUGUAUUAAAAAAGCUGUUGAUCAUGCGACACAGCGUGUGCAAUUCGGACGCACGAUACAUAAUUAUGGAAGUAUCCAAGAAAAAUUAGGCCGUAUGGCAAUGUUACAAUAUGUAACGGAAUCUCUUGCAUAUACACUUUGUGGCAAUAUGGAUUGUGGAAGUCAGGAUUACCACCUAGAGGCUGCGAUAUCUAAAUGUUUUGCAUCAGAAUCCGCGUGGUGGGUUUGCGACGAAGCUAUUCAAAUAUUAGGUGGAAUGGGAUAUAUGAGAGAGGCUGGUCUCGAACGUAUUAUGCGAGAUUUACGUGUGUUCAGAAUCUUUGAAGGAACUAAUGAUAUUCUCCGUUUAUUUGUCGCGCUUACUGGAAUACAAUAUGCGGGAAGUCAUUUGAAAGAAUUACAAAAAGCAUUUAAAAAUCCUGCUGCCAAUUUGGGAUUGAUUCUUGAGGAAGCAACAAAAAGGGCAACACGAGUAAUUGGUUUAGAAUCUGCGCCUAAUUUUAGCCAUUUAGUUCAUCCAACUUUACGAGAAAGCGCUGCAAUGUGCGCCAGGAAUAUGCAAAAUUUUGGUCAAUGUAUAGAAUCUGUUCUCAUCAAAUACGGACAUAAAGUUGUAGAUGAACAAUUUGUUCUCAAUAGAAUAGCACAAUCAGCUUCUGACAUAUUCACUAUGGCUGUCGUAUUGAGCAGAGCAACAAUGGCUGCUAAUAAAAAUCUCCCAACUGCAGAACAUGAAUUGCUUUUAGCUGAGAUUUGGUGUAAUGAAGCAUCUCAUCGUGUGGCAAAUAACAUAGGUGUAAUUUUUUCUAAUAAACAAUUAGACGUAUUCCAAAAAAUAAGUAAAGUUUCGAGAAACACGUGCGAUCAUGGCGGAUGCGUUCAGCUAAAUCCUCUAGGGUUUUAAUUACAUAAAAAAUGAUUAAUGUUAUAAAAUGAAUGCUACGGAUAACUAACUCAUACAUAGGCUAGAAAAUUGAAUGAUUGUGUGCCUGAAAUUCGGAAGUCGUAAUUCGUAUUUUAAAUACUUUAAUAAGUAACGAGCAAUGCAAUGUGUAAUAUAAUAUUGGAGAUAUUAUAUAUAAAUUUAUAAUUACGCAUGUAAAAUAUUUUUCUUAUUUUUACACGAGAAAAUAAUGGUAAAUAAAAUUGUUACAGAUAAUACUAUACAUAUGAAGAUAGAUGCUGUUUAUUUUUCGUUAAUCCUCACAGAAUAAUGAAAUCAGUUUCGAAUAAUGUACAGGAUAUUCAUGUCCCUUUUAUAUAAUAAAUUAAAUUAAAUUAAAUC
Messenger RNA from Nomia melanderi (Alkali bee), 2599 nucleotides. RefSeq names its product Acyl-CoA dehydrogenase very long chain (gene Acadvl). Gene Ontology annotation, molecular function: very-long-chain fatty acyl-CoA dehydrogenase activity; flavin adenine dinucleotide binding; fatty-acyl-CoA binding. Lineage: Eukaryota; Metazoa; Arthropoda; Insecta; Hymenoptera; Halictidae. The record is from RefSeq and is a predicted model, not a curated record.